This is a messenger RNA of Tinamus guttatus (white-throated tinamou), 1302 nucleotides long. Lineage: Eukaryota; Metazoa; Chordata; Aves; Tinamiformes; Tinamidae. The record is from RefSeq and is a predicted model, not a curated record.
AUGGAGCUGCGCUCGUACAAGCUGUCCACCAAAUCCCAGUUUGUUGCACUGACACCUUGGAGAGUAUAUCAUCUGACAUCUCUCAUAAUGCUUGGAGUGCUAGUUCUUCAGAUCAUAAAGGAUUUGGUAUUAUCUAGGAUAAAAGGUGCACAGCUUUGGAGAAGUAUCACUGACAACUGGAAAGUCAUCAAUUCUAAACAUGACUACAGGCCCAAAAUAAAUCAGUGCAUUUCAGAAGCACUGAUGAAUUUAUUUGUAUUUCUUCAAGAAAUGUCACACUUCAAGGAACAAAACCCUGGCAAGUUUUGCCUACUAGUCUGCAGUGUAUGUACAUUUUUCACUGUUUUGGGAAGUUACAUUCCUGGAGUUGUCCUCUCCUAUGUUCUGCUAUUGUGUGCCUUUUUAUGUCCCUUCUUCAAGUGCAAUGAAUUUGGACAGAAAGUGUGCAGCAAAAUUAAGUCUGUUCUGAUGAAACUGGAUUUUGGAAUAGUGGAAUAUAUCAACCAGAAGAAAAAAGAGAGGUCUGAAGCAGCAAAAACGAAACCCACAGAAGAUGACAGUGAAUUAGACAUAUCAGCUCUGUGUCCUAAGGUUAGUCCUGCAGUUGUUGCCAAAGAGCUAUCAGUAUCUGACACGGAUGUAUCAGAAGUAUCUUGGACCGAUAAUGGGACCUUUAACUUAUCUGAGGGGUAUUCUCCACAGACAGACACAUCUGAAGAUUUUGACCGACCUAGUGAUCAUGAAGAAGCUUUCGCUAGAGAUCUUGCAGAAUUUCCUUCUUUAGAAAAUGGUGCAGGAACAAAUGAUGAUGACGACUCAAGCAUUGGUAUGCCCAUCCAGCAAAAAAGGAAAAAAGAACAAACGUGUUUGAAGAUCGAUCACUCUUCCAGGCAGGGGAAAGAGAGACCAUCCACUGCAGGGCUCUCCUUGCCUUUGACCAGUGACCAAACCUUUAACUUAGUGAGCGGAAUUGCUGGGGAUGUCAUUGCAGCUGCAGUGUCUGCUGCCAUCAAAGACCAGUUGCAGUCUGCACAGCAAGCAGCCUCGCACGCAGCACCCAGUUUGAGUGAGGAGACAGACACAGAAGAAGGUGAUGAUUUUGAACUGCUUGACCAGUCGGAGCUUGAGCAGAUUGAGAAAGAAUUGGGACUUUCACAAGGCCAAGAAGCAGAAUCCCAGGAGAAGAAGAAAUCUUCAGGCUUCCUUUCAAAUCUGCUUGGAAGUCAUUAACCUGGAAAUUGGAGCUAGUAGCAUAGAAAAAAUGAAACAUAAAACACACAAAAAUCAAAUGCAAAAAAAAAA